AUGGAAGAAGCUGCGAUUCGUUCGCGUCUAAACGUGGAGGAAAGGCCUUUACGGCGCUUGAUCAGUCGCUGCAUGGGAUUUACAAACGAAAAGUCAGAUGAAGCAAGCAUGAAAACUUUAGAAAUCGAAUUCGCAGCCAUGUCUGCCUUUUGGCUUCGUUUACAAAUGCAAUUGGACACCCAUGGCAAAGAAGUCAGCCUGUAUCAAAAUAACUUAAGAAAAACUCAGCAAGAUUAUGAGCAAGAGGAAAAAGAGAUUUCCAGACUUGAGCAAGAAUUACUCCUUGCCCAGCAGGAACAGGAGAAGCAACAAGAAUAUGAUGAGCUUGCUAAACCUAUUAUGGCAAGAGGAUUAAGAUCAAGAGGUGAACAAUUAGAAUCUAUCGCAAAAUUGGAAAGUGCCAUCCAAGAACUUGAGGAGGAAAAUAAAAAUUACGAGCAGCAGUGGAAUCAAAGAAAAGAGAAUUUUGAAAAAAUCGUCCAAAGUAUUGAUGAGUUUCGAACUCUUCUUCAUCCAUCCAACAAUGGUGAUUCCGAUUCCGAAGAGGGUAUCGCCAGCGAAGGGGAAACCCCAUCAUCCUCUGGCUAUAAAUAA
Schizosaccharomyces octosporus yFS286 is the source of this 594-nucleotide messenger RNA. RefSeq names its product THO complex subunit 7. Bases 1 to 594 code for a protein of 197 amino acids. Gene Ontology annotation, cellular component: THO complex part of transcription export complex. Gene Ontology annotation, biological process: mRNA processing. Lineage: Eukaryota; Fungi; Ascomycota; Schizosaccharomycetes; Schizosaccharomycetales; Schizosaccharomycetaceae. The record is from RefSeq and is a predicted model, not a curated record. The transcript has 4 exons.